This is a messenger RNA of Fomitiporia mediterranea MF3/22, 488 nucleotides long. RefSeq lists its product as uncharacterized. NCBI's taxonomy places the organism in Eukaryota, Fungi, Basidiomycota, Agaricomycetes, Hymenochaetales, Hymenochaetaceae. The transcript is spliced from 3 exons. The record is from RefSeq and is a predicted model, not a curated record. The coding region runs from base 37 to 417 and encodes 126 amino acids.
AUCGCGUCACCUAUUCUUGACGGGCGGGAGAGGGGCAUGGAAAUAGAAGUCGAUAACGACGAACUCGACUAUGAAUCUAAUACCGAUGUGGCUGCUGCCACGGAUGCCUUAAGCCGUGAACAGAAGCCAGGCCACUACACGCUUAUCAACAAACUGCUUGGUAGUCUUCAUGUAGAGCAUCGGCUUCGACGUCGAGCUCCUUCCUCUGAAUCAUCGACAUGUACCGCUGGAUCGACGCCACCUGCGCCCCGGCAUCUUCAAACGCCUCCUAAGGAUGCGCAUUUAGGGACUCCACAGCGACCGCAGGAGGCACGGUCGGCCAGCUCGGAUGAGAAUACGAUCUAUAAACGCUUUAAUGAAAUUUUGGGUUCACUUGUACGCAUGCGAAAGCAAGGUCGCAGCUCCGAUCAAGCUUGAGCGCGCUCUCCCCUGUAUCCGAGAUGAUCUUUACUCCAUGCACUGAGUUGAAAUCGGAAUAUUGAUACCAC